AACAAAAUUGAACAAGAAGGCAAAAGCUUUCUGGCAAAAAGAUCGUUUAGGAAAUCAACCAAAACUCGUCUUUAGCUCAGAGAAAAGAUCAUUUUCGCAAUCUACGAUGGCUUUGCCAUUCUUACCGGGCAAUAAUUUCACAGAUCCAACGAAAUCUCGGUUUCAUCGGUCACAAAGUUUAGGCUGGAAGAACGGCUAUGCUUUGCCUGUUACGCCAAAGACGGCAAUCGGUGGUGAACCUUUGCCUGUAAGCCAGCUUUCACGGGAAGAACUGGACGAGUUGGCUAAUUUUAAACCAAGUUUAACUUAUGGUCAAAAAGUCCAGGCACCACCUGAAGAUUUUAUCCCAGCUCAUGUGGGUUUUGACAAAAAAGUGCUGCUCUUUUUGGGCUAUUUCAAGCAGACGGUUCACGAGUCGGCGGACGAGUAUUACCGUGUACGACCAGUGAAAAUUUACUAUUAUUUAGAAGAUGAUUCUAUCGCAGUUAUUGAACCUGCUGUCGAGAACAGUGGCAUACCACAAGGCAAGCUGAUCAAAAGACAACAACUUCCAAAAGAUGAUCUUGGCAACACAUGGCAUUGGAAAGAUCUUAAUCUUAGGAUCAAUGUCACUUUCUAUGGCAAGGCUAUUCGAAUCUGCAAUUGUGAUGAAUGGACGAAGGAAUUCCUGGCAAGCGAAGGUAUUGAGCUAAACCCUCCAGAAGACAUCGCAAAAGAUCCAUAUACGGAAGGCAGAAAACAGCCACCUCGUAGCUAUAUCACACGCUCAGAUUUUGAUAAACUCCGACAGUUUCUGGUCAUGGACCGCAAAGUUUUAAGAUUCUACUGUGUCUGGGAUGACAGAGAUAACAUGUUUGGAGAAAUGCGACCUUUUAUUCUUCAUUACUAUCUCGUGGAUGACACCGUCGAGGUUCGUGAAGUCCACUCCGCCAACGAUGGAAGAGAUCCUUUCCCCGUUCUUAUUCAAAGACAGAAACUGCCCAAGGAUCGCGACGCGACUACAUCCUCGUUUCCGCGCGCUGUAUUGGAACUAACAGAUCAGGAGAUCAGUGAUUGGUUCCGUCCCUCAGACUUCAUGGUCGGUCGCACAGUGACGAUGCUUGGUCGUAGGUUCCUUCUCUACGAUUGCGAUCAAUUUACGAGGGAAUACUAUGCAGAGAAGUUCGGUGUGACUGAUUUCCCUCCGGUUGACGUCACUGAAAGGAAAGGAGAACCUCCACAACACGUGAUUCCUCCGUACAAUGGCUUCGGUUCCCUCGAAGACACUCUACAGUCAUGCCUUUCUCUGAUCCCACAACCUCCCAAGAAAGAUUUCAUUCGAAUGUUGGAGAACGAUAAUAAAGUUCUACGAUAUUCCGCCGUUCUGGAAUCCGUACGUCCUGAAGACAAGGAUCGCAAGUUCAUCAUAAGCUAUCGCCUCGCCGAUGACAUGAUGACCAUCUACGAACCUCCGGUACGAAAUGCCGGUAUGUUGUGUGGCAAAUUCCUUGAACGUACCCGAGUACAAAAACCCGGAACCCCUACAGACAACCCGGAGUUUUACAACCCCGGAGAUUUCUACAUCGGUGCAAGGAUCCACAUAUUCAAACACCGGUUCAUCAUUAACGAUGCUGAUGAAUACGUCCUGAAGUAUUUGGAAAGCAAUGCUGAUAAGUUCCCUAAGGAGACGAUUGAUUCGAUCCGGCAAAAAGUUGGUGGAACAACGGGAAGUUUCGGGCGAGAAAGUUUAGUCGGCGGGAGUAAAACGGAAGGAAUUAAGACAGAAUACCAGAGAAGGUUUUGAAAUGAUACACAGAACAAUGACAUUUAACAGCAAUUGUGGAAAUUAAAUUUUUUAACAGUAGAUUAUGCUUCAUCGUCAUAG
This is a messenger RNA of Dendronephthya gigantea, 1864 nucleotides long. Its product is annotated as EF-hand domain-containing protein 1-like. Gene Ontology annotation, cellular component: axoneme; mitotic spindle. The transcript has 9 exons. Gene Ontology annotation, biological process: mitotic spindle organization; mitotic cytokinesis; cilium-dependent cell motility. Lineage: Eukaryota; Metazoa; Cnidaria; Anthozoa; Malacalcyonacea; Nephtheidae. Bases 107 to 1783 code for a protein of 558 amino acids. The record is from RefSeq and is a predicted model, not a curated record. Gene Ontology annotation, molecular function: alpha-tubulin binding.